UGGAGCACAGUAACUCACCACGGUUGUCCCCCCUUCACGUUUAUUCUAAUAACUGCCACCCUUGGAAACACACAUUUAAUAGGUUUAGUCUAGUUCACCUCAGACUAGCUCCAAUUUGGGGGUGAUAUCCUCACUUCAGCCUUUUGGGCUAUUUUUUACCCCCACUUUAGGAACAAGGAGACUGCAGCUCAAAUUUCAACCUCGUUGGGGAUGGCUCGGCUCUGAAGAGCGCUUUCUGCCCUUCCAGAGGUCUCUUUUCGGUUCCCGGUGCCCACGUGGUGGCUCACAACCACGAGUCACUCUAGCGCCCGGGAAUCCGCUCGCACCUGCACGCACAUGGUGCACACACAGAGAGACAGGUAGGAAUGUUGUCUGGAGUGUAUUGUAUGGCGGAUCUAAGCCGGCACGGCCCAAAUCUGCGGCUAUACAAACGCGAUCCCACGCCCUUCGUGAUCAUGCGGCGCAUCUGGACUGAGCCCCGUCAACAUAGACACGCCCCGACGCUGGUGUGACGUCACUGGCGCCAGAAGAUGACGCGGAGGUCCGGUGGCGGGGUAGCUUUACGGUUGCUGAGUAUCUGGGGCUUGCUGGAAAGUGCACUCCAUUCGCUUUCGUGAGAAGGUGGGGUGGGGAGCUUGCGGGAGCCACAGGUGGUGGGGCGCUGAGAAGGCAGGGCUGCUUACUUUCGGGAGCCUCCCGGGCCUGGCUUGGAACCUGUGGGUCCGCGCUAUGUGGUGUUCCGAGUCACCCGCUCUACCUGGUGCCCUGCGUGCUCCUGCCUCGCCACCUCCUAGCGUGACCCCGAGAGCAGUGAAAGACUUUUGGAAGCCACGAGGUGCAUGCGUGCUGUAUAUCGAGACGCAGAUGGAUAACUUACCAGUAUUUAUAAUGCCCAGAAUAUAGAAGGAGUCCUUAAAAGCAGGAUUUGUUGGUGAUUUGGCAAGCCGCUCAAGCUUGAUGGCUGCAGAGAUGGCUCAGUGGUUAAGAAAUUGUUGCUCUUGAAGAGGACCUGAGUUCAAUUCCCAACACCCACAUGGUUACUUUUUGACAUCACCCAAGAUGAUGUUUUGUUUCUGGCUUCACCUCUGACCUUCGAUCCAUCUGUGGUGGAAAUAUUUGUUUCUCUGUCCAGUGGGGCCCGUCUGCUUAUCGUGCCAUCUUCUGUCAAAAUGCUCCCAUCAAAAUUAGCUGAUGUUCUCUUUUUCCGCCACAGAGUGACUGUUUUACAGGCAACGCCAACUUUGCUGAGAAGAUUUGGAUGUGAGCUCAUCAAGUCCACUGUCCUGUCAGAACACACUUCUCUGAGAGUGCUAGCCCUCGGUGGGGAAGCUUUCCCCUCACUGACUGUUCUCAAAAGCUGGAGAGGCAAAGGCAAUAAAACACAAAUAUUUAACAUUUAUGGUAUCACGGAGGUAUCCAGUUGGGCGACUUUCUACAGGAUCCCAGAUGAGAUUCUUAAUUCUCCUGUGAAACAUGAAUCUCCUGUACAGCUGGGGUCUCCUCUACUUGGAACAGUGGUUGAAGUCAGAGACACUAAUGGUUCCUCAGUUCAUGAAGGCACCGGUCAAGUAUUUUUAGGUGGGGAAAACAGAGUAUGUUUUCUUGAUGAUGAGAUGACAGUGCCUCUCGGCACCAUGCGAGCCACAGGAGACUUUGUGACUGUAAAAGAUGGAGAGAUGUUUUUCUUGGGAAGAAAGGACAGCCAGAUCAAGCGUCAUGGCAAACGUGUUAACAUUGAGUUUGUACAACAGGUGGCUGAGGAACUUCACCAGGUGGACUCCUGUGCGGUUAUGUGGUAUAAUCAGGAAAAGUUGAUUCUCUUCGUUGUAGCCAAAGUUGGUUUAUUAAAGGACCACAUCUUUAAAGAGUUGCAGAAACACCUUCCAACUCACGCCCUUCCAGAUGACAUGGUGUUGAUUGACACUCUACCAUUUACAUGUCAUGGUAAAAUUGAUGUUUCUGAGUUAAACAAGAUAUAUUUAGACUACAUAAACUCACAGCCUAGGAAUAAGAUCCAUGGAAAAGAGGAACUUUGGGAAAAAUUACAGCAUUUAUGGAAGUCUAUUCUGAGUCUCCCUGAGGAUCCUGAAGAUACUUUGAAGGUUCCUGAUGACUCAGUCUUCCUGGACAGUGGAGGAGACUCCCUGAAGUCCACGUGGCUCCUCAAUGAGAUUGAAAAACUCACUGGCACGUCCAUACCUGGGCUCCUGGAGCAUAUUCUCAGCAGUUCUAUCUUAGAGGUUUACAACCACAUCAUUCAGACCGUGUUUACACACAAGGACCUGAAAGUCAACAACAGUCAUGGGAGAUCGAAUUGAAUCCUCCGCAUGCGUGUCUAAGUGUGGAAACUUUAUUGUAGUGGGCUGUUAUAAUGGAUUAGUUUAUGUUCUGAAAAGUAAUAGUGGAGAAAAAUACUGGGCGUUUACUACUGAAGAUGCUGUGAAAAGCUCACCCGCCAUGGAUCCUACCACAGGACUCAUUUAUGUCGGAUCUCAUGACCAGCAUGUGUAUGCUCUAGACAUUUAUGAAAAGAAGAGUGUCUGGAAGCUAAAAUGCGGAGGGACGCUCUUUUCUUCUCCAUGUUUGAGCCUGAGUCCACAUCGUCUCUACUGUGCUACACUUCGGGGACUCUUACUGGCUGUAAAUCCUGCUACUGGGAGUGAAGUUUGGAAGCACUCCUGUGGAAAACCACUCUUCUCUUCCCCUCGGUGCUGCCAGCGGUACGUUUGCAUUGGCUGUGUGGAUGGGAGCUUGCUCUGCUUCACUCACUCAGGAGAGCAGGCAUGGAGCUUCUCUGCUGGAGGACCAGUCUUUUCAUCGCCAUGUAUCUCAGCAACAGAAGAAGAAAUAUUUUUUGGUUCCCAUGAUUGCUUUCUCUACUGCUGUAGCAUGGAAGGUCACCUCCGGUGGAAAUUUGAGACUACAGCGAGGGUGUAUGCAACACCCUUUGCCUUCAGUAACCAGAGCUGUAGCAGUGAAACCCUGCUGGCAGCUGCCUCUACUGAUGGGAAACUGUGGAUCCUGGAGUCUCAGAGUGGAAUGCUUCGAAGUGUGUAUGAACUCCCUGGGGAGGUUUUCUCUUCUCCUGUGGUCUGGGAGUCGAUGCUUAUUAUUGGGUGCAGAAAUAAUUACAUUUACUGUCUGGAUUUAUUGUGUGGGGACAAAAAUAAUCAAGUGUAGUCCUUGUAAAUAUGUAUGUGUGAGAUAGUUGGAAACGUCUUUAUAAAGCUAUGUGGCUGGUUUUAUAUUAAAGAUUCUAUUUUGGUUAAGGAAUUUGUUGUACUUCAGUAGAGAGCAGCCAUGUUUAUUUCCUAUGGAAGCAGCAGGAGAUUUCAGGAAGAGAGGAUCAAACACCUGCUAUGGGCUUUUUUAAAUAAGUUUUUAAGAUUUAUUUUAUGUAUAUGAUGCUCUAUCUGCAUGUAUACCUGCAGGCCAGAAGAAGUUAUCAGAUCCCAUUAUAGAUGAGCCACCAUGUGGUUGCUAGGAAUUGAACUCAGGACCUCUAGAAGAACUGCCAAUGCUCUUAACCACUGAACCAUCUUUCCAACCCACACUUUUAAUUAUGUGUGAUGGUGUGCUGAAUAGUUUUAUGCCCACAUGACACAAGCUAGUCAUUUGAGAGGUGGGAACCUCAACUGAAAAAAAAAAAAAAUGCCUUCAUAAGAUUGGGCUGGAGGCAAACCUGUAGAGCUUUUUCUUAAUUAAUGAUUGAUGGGGGAGAACCCAGCCCAUUGUGGGUAGUGCCACCCCUAUAGGCUAGUGUUUCUAGCUUCUUUAGCAGGCUGACCAAGCCCUGAGGAACAAGCCAGUAAGCAGCACACCUCCAUGGCCUCUGCAUCGGCUCCUGCCUCCAGGAUCCUGCCCUGUUGAGUUCUUGCCCUGACUUCCUUCAGUGAUGGACUAUGGUGUGGAAGUGUAAGCCAAGUAAACACUUUCUUUCCCAACUUGCUUUUGGUCAUGGUGUUCCAUCACAGCAAUAGUAACCCUAACUAGUUAAUUGUUAUGUUUUAGAUACAUUUGUUUAAAUUGGUCAAAAGGAUGCUGUUCUGGUUUGAAAAUAUCCAUCAAAACACCCCACUGUGGAAACAUCACCCCACUAUGGCACUUAGGGGUGGCACCUUUGAGAGAUGACUAAGAUUAAAUGAGGCUGUGUGUGUGUGUGUGUGUGUGUGUGUGUGUGUGUGUGUGUGUAUGUGUGUGUUUGUUACAGGGGUGCUGCUGACCCUAGGGCCUGGAACUUUGUAAGAGGAGAGACCAGGGCCAGUGUGUAGUAUGCUCUGCUUUGCCAUGUGAUGCCCAGUGUCACCUUGGAUGGGACUCUGCAGAAGGUCUCUGUCAGUAAGGGACGUAUUACCAGAUGUGGCCACUAGUCCUUGAACACCUCAGACUUCAGAACUGAGAACUAAAUAAACCUAUAUUUGUUACA
This is a messenger RNA of Cricetulus griseus (Chinese hamster), 4426 nucleotides long. The record is from RefSeq and is a predicted model, not a curated record. NCBI's taxonomy places the organism in Eukaryota, Metazoa, Chordata, Mammalia, Rodentia, Cricetidae.